CCUAGUAGUGCCGGGGUAAAUUACCUGUUAUUCGAAGACCGAGCAAUAUGCAUAUAAGAGCUUACAUGCGCCAAGCAGAACGGAAUACUACUACAUAGCCCUGGACAUGACCAGUACUGGAACACGACUUAUUAUGAGCUUACCAAUCAGCUAAUCCAUAACAGGCAUCUGAGUGAUGUCUUCAAUCUUAGAUUCUAUCGUACAACAUCAUACAACACUCUCAUUUUAUUUAUAUAUUUUAUAUAUAUAUAUUACUUCAGUCUUGCUUUUGUUCCUAGGUAUUUACCUAAUUUUCCCUAUUAUAUUAGACUUAAAUAUAGAGGAAGCAUAAACGAGAGAUUAUCGUGUUAGCACUUCGGUAUCGUGGAUGUUGUGGGUCCGAGAGCCCUGGUAUUCUUGAAGUCAUCAUGACCCCCCAACCCGAGUCUUCCAGCGGCUCUCCCUCCAAAGCUAGUCCGGGAGAGCCUGUCGGUUCUAAGGAUUGGCCCUCAGUAGAUGAUUCUGUCACGGAGGAGACACCGCUCCUGCGCUCCGAGUCGAGUUCUCCGGCCGCGGGCAGUGUAUCAUCUGCCACCUCUGAACUCUCGCAAGAUGAAGACUCUCCUGACUUAGACACCCCGAACCAGAGGGUUAGUCGGGCACGAGGCCUAGCUAUCGUACUUAGUGUCUACCUUCUGAUAUUCUUACAAGCAACCAACAUGUCGGGUAUUACCAUGGCGCAGUCAACGAUAGCAGCCGACCUAGACUCAUACGAGAAUGCAAUGUGGUUCACGACAGCGUUCCUCGUAGCGAUGUCCUCGUCGACGCCCCUGGUCGGGAAGUUGGCCUCUAUCUUUUCGCCUCGUACCAUGGUAUUAUAUUCGUCCACGCUCUUCGCUGCUGGAUGCUUCAUAACGUCACAGGCUCGCUCAUUCCCGGUCUUUAUCCUGGGGCGCCUCGUCACGGGAUUAGGUGCCGGCAGCUCCACGGCCUUGGCCAUCGUCCUCAUUCUCGAGCUAACAACGAAACGAAAGCGAGGGCUGUUCGUUGGACUGCUGAAUGCCGGCUUCACUACGGGCGUCUCAUUAGGGGCUGUCUUAUCCGGUGCGCUGAUAUCUGUAACUGGCUGGAGAGUUCUCUUUUGGGUCCAAGUCCCUCCUAGCUUAAUCGCCGGGCUCGGAAUUUACUUCAGUAUCCCGCAUACGUUCUCGUCGGGGCAAGGCUCUAAAGACGGUUCGCUAUCCACAAAGCUGAAGCGGAUCGAUUAUCCAGGCGCUCUGUUCUUGACCGCCACUGUUGUGCUUUUCCUAUAUGGGCUGUCUGGUACUAUCCAGGCCGUUCCGCUUAUCAUCUCGUUAGCGACACUUAUCAUCUUCGUGUUGAUUGAGUACUAUGUUGCGGUUGACCCUAUUAUUCCGAUUACCGUCAUUCAGAACCGAGGGGCCAUGUUAACAUGUGUUUCCCAACUUGGUUUCAUGGCAGCUCGCUGGACGGUGUUGUUCUAUGCUCCGAUCACAGCACUCGCGGUGCGCGGCUUCACCCCAGCGACCAGUGGUAGUAUUCUUAUACCCACGAACUUAGGAUUCGGCCUUGGUGGACUUCUUGUUGGUUGGCUACAUGUUCGCCGCAUUGGGAGCUUCUGGGCUUCUUGCGUCGUAUCUUUCAUCCUCUUCGCUGCAAGCCUCUUUGCGCUCUCGCUGGCAUCCACUCCAGAUAUCCCGAUUUCCCUAUACAUCAUUACCGUCUUCCUAAACGGUCUCUUCGCCGGUGCAGCGCUAAAUUAUACACUCGCGCAUCUACUACAUCUAACUUUACCGGAUACUCACUAUAUAGCUACCAGCCUGCUCGGCACAUUUAGAGGAUUUGCGGGCAGCUUCGGCAGCGCGAUCGGUGGCGGCAUCUUCUCCAGGACACUACGAGCAUCUCUGGAACAGGGAUUCAAGUCAAUCGAUGGCCCUAACGGCCCCGAGAACCGCAGUGAGCUAAUUAGGAAGCUUAUCGGCAGUCCGGCUUUAGUCUUCAAUGGCGGCCUUGGAGCCGAAGAGCAGGCAAUCGCAGUACAAGGUUACGUUGACGGGCUAAAAGUUCUAUUCCAGGCUGCCGUGGUUCUGUCCAUAAUCGUCUCGGUUGUCCAAGCUGCUACGGGGUGGAAGGGUCCAGGGGAUAAGCCGAAGUACCGGGAGAGCGGGAGCAGCAAUGCUCUACGUGAUGAGGUGAGUGAAGAUGGACAGUAGUUCAGUUGAUAGAUUAGACUUCCGUUAGUUAACUCCUAAAUGAUAAUAAAAUAUUCUUGUCAAGAGCAAUAUCCGUGCUAUUUCAGACGAUAUACCAUGAUUAAAUAGGUGAAGUAAAAAACUCGGUUAUA
This is a messenger RNA of Daldinia loculata, 2344 nucleotides long. RefSeq names its product MFS general substrate transporter. The transcript has 6 exons. Bases 408 to 2213 code for a protein of 601 amino acids. Gene Ontology annotation, biological process: transmembrane transport; basic amino acid transport. NCBI's taxonomy places the organism in Eukaryota, Fungi, Ascomycota, Sordariomycetes, Xylariales, Hypoxylaceae. Gene Ontology annotation, molecular function: basic amino acid transmembrane transporter activity. The record is from RefSeq and is a predicted model, not a curated record. Gene Ontology annotation, cellular component: fungal-type vacuole membrane.